This is a messenger RNA of Aspergillus oryzae RIB40, 1131 nucleotides long. RefSeq lists its product as uncharacterized. The transcript has a single exon. The record is from RefSeq and is a predicted model, not a curated record. Lineage: Eukaryota; Fungi; Ascomycota; Eurotiomycetes; Eurotiales; Aspergillaceae. The coding region runs from base 1 to 1131 and encodes 376 amino acids.
AUGAAGGUCAGCGAGACGGAUGGCGAAAUGCUAAGCGUGUCAGUCGACAAGUUCAACGUCUGCAAGAUUAUCCGCUACGCUGGCCAACUUACGGAAAUUAAAGAGUUGCAGAAGAUCGGGAAUGGCGAGGACGUUUUCAUAAUCAAUCAAGGAAGCCUGUACAUCUCAUCGGGUGUCGGGAUUGGAGGCAAAUCCUACCCCCGGGGAAUCAGUGCCAGUGCGUCAGUGACCAUCUUUGACCAAACUGGCCAGUUUGAUGCACGAGUUGAUGACUCGGGAUUUACCGGUAAGGGCUCGAUUGACCGCUUCAAGCUUGGUGCGCUCGAAGUGUCUGCAGCCAGUGAUGUGACGAAGCCGGCGACAUUCGACAUUGCCAUGACCCAGGAUGAGCAGAAGAUCAAGGUCGAUGGGAUGAUCCAUUAUCAUGACAUCAAACUGUUGGCGUUGGUAGAUGCUGAUUUACAAAAGCUGCCACCAAUGUUCAAUGCCCACCUGCUUCUUGAAUUCACUGGGCAAUACAAGAUUGACUUCUUUUUCAACGCCAGCCUUGGCUCAGUCAAGAGCCUGUCUGAGGUGAACCUAGAUUUCUCGGCCUUGAUAGAGGGAGACUUGUUUGAUCUGAUCUGUGAUGGGGUGAACUCGUUCCUGGACAGAACGCAGAAACUUGUGGAUCAAGGUUUCGAUAGUGCUAAGCAGAAACUAGAAAACGAGCUGAGUGAAAAGAACAAGGAGCUCAAAUCGUUGCAGGAGGAUUUGGAAAGGCGCGACCAAGGGAUGAAGGAGCAUGAAAAGAAACGCCAACACGAUCUCGAGGAGGCAAAGAGAAAAGUGAAGGAGAACAAUGAUAAGCUCGCAGCCCUGGAGAAAGAUGUUAAGGACGCCAAAAAGAAUAAAGAAGACGCAGAGAAGAGGUACAGGAACGAAUUAAAAAAGCAGCAAGAAGAGCGCAACGAAAUAGUGGCAAGGAAACGCCGGGAAUAUGAGGAAAAGCUGAGGAAAUUGGAAAACGACGAACGGGAUUACCGAACCAAAAAGGAAAACCUCGAGGCAACACACAGGACGAACUACGGAGAGAAAGAGACUGCCCUUGCGUGGUUCAAACAACACAAAGAAGAUACAUGGAGUGAGUGA